Lactuca virosa is the source of this 746-nucleotide messenger RNA. NCBI's taxonomy places the organism in Eukaryota, Viridiplantae, Streptophyta, Magnoliopsida, Asterales, Asteraceae. The record is from the annotation of a GenBank genome assembly.
UUUAAAUGAAACUUGGAUUUCAUCGAAGGGUUUCUGAUUUGGUCUAAAUGAAAUUCCAGAUAUCAAAUAAGGAUAGUUUAAGGAGAUUCUUUUAGAGGUUUCUCUGGGGCAUUUCGUCGAAUGGCUGGUAAGAUACCUGGACUCGAAGUCGCUCGUCGGAGGAGGUUCCAUGGAGGUACUGGGUGGUCUGAUUCUUCGUUUACCAUCAAUUCUGCUCUUGGGUAUACACGAAGCAGAGUUUCUUACCAUACCCAUCUCACCUCCACUCCUUGCUCGCAUAGAAGCUCAGAUGAAGAUGGGAAGCUAGGAUGUGUAGCAAGAAAAGCCAAACAAAGACUUGAUGGAAAGCUCAGAGGCCACUGGAAAUCUGAAAUAAGCAGCCAAGAAAAGUCAGAAAUUGGGACAAAGCCAAGUACUUGUAUGGAGGUGGGAGAUAUGCAAAUGGAGAUUUUUGGUUUGAAAAAGAGUGGAUCAAAGAGAUUUAGUUGGGGUAUCUUAGGGUUGAAUUGGAAGUCUUCGGAUCAAAAUGAGUGUGCGGUUUGUUUGGAAAAAUUCAAGUUCAAUGAGAAGUUGACUCGUAUGCCUUGCGCACAUAGGUUUCAUUCCAUGUGUUUGUUACCUUGGUUGAAGAGCAAUGCACAUUGCCCUUGUUGUAGAACAAGUGUUUUGGGUUCGAAUUGAUUUAUUUAGUUGUUUGUAGUUUAUAAUCUAGCUUUUGUAGUAUUAAUCUUGUAACGUUUGUGAGU